Molecule: messenger RNA, 6451 nt
Organism: Paramecium octaurelia
Lineage: Eukaryota; Ciliophora; Oligohymenophorea; Peniculida; Parameciidae
Source: the annotation of a GenBank genome assembly
AUGAAUAAUAAUCUUAUCAACCUAUCUGCAGAGUUGUUGCAAGCCCAAGACAUAAAGAAAUAUUUAUUAAAAGAUGUAAUUUGAGUCCUAAAAUUAACUAGCUCGAUCGAACCACUUUGAAGUUGAGAUAUUUCGAGCAAGGGUAUAAUGAUGGAAGGCCUAUUUGUUUAAAUAAAACCUACUUGGAGAGAGAUGAUGAGGAGUGUUACAAUGAAAUACGAAUGAGGAAGGCUAAGCCAAUGUAUAGAUUAAUGUUUGGCACAGAAUUCCAUAUCAAGGAAUUAUCAAACAGAUUGAAAGUAUUCCUAAAGGAGUUGGGUGUUCAUGUUGCAGCUGAAGAUACAAGGGGUUUGAGUAGUCAAAUAACAUUGGCAUUUGUGGAUAUUUUAGAGGAAAUUUACAUUAUAUAUAAGCAAACUGCAAUGCAAGGAGAAGAUGGUUAAUCGUACUUUAUGAAAAGUGUGAUGAACGUAUUGGCUACAUAUAGAGGAUAUGACUUCAUAAUUAUAGAACCAAAUUAUAAUGAAGUUUAGCUUUCAGUUCUUUAUUCAACAAUGUUCGAGGUGGAUAGUCAAAUAGACAGGAUAAUGGCCUAGACUCUGCAUUAAGAAAAUGAUUACAGUAAUCAAAUAAUUGAGUAUGGAACAUUUAAUAAAGACUUAAAAAAUUACACAGAUGUUGUAAAUAUGGAGCCAUUAAAUUUUGAAUACAAUUGGGAAAUCGAAUUUAAAGAAGAAGAGCCACAAGUAAUAGAAUAAAUUGAUGUAAUUGAAGAUACAGAGAUUAUCAAUUAUUUGCCAGAAUUUGAUAAACAAUUUCAUUUUUUUUUAGUGAAUGCAUAGCCAGAAAAUUGGUAAUAAUUGGUAUAUGACUUAUUAAAAGACUUAUGUGAUAAGAACUUGUCAAAUUAAGUUUUGGAAUGGAAAUUUUAUGAAAUAUUAAAAAAUGUAGAAGCUGCAUAAUAUUUAUUGAUACAUAGAAAAGAUAUAGUUAAGUUUUUGAGUAAAAAGAAAUUCUUGGAAUAGUACAAUUAUUAAUAGAAACAAAACAUGUAAAAUAAAGAGACAGCCUCUUCAAAUUAUCAAUUACUAGCUAAAAUUGGUAUAGAUAUUGACUAAGAUGAAUUGUUGGUAUUAAGAAAAUUAGAACUUAGAAGUCUACAAAAAAUAUCGAGUACAUUCUAAGAAGGUUUAAUAGAAUUUGAUCCCGAAUAAUAUGCAAGAAUGGAACAAUAAACUUUGCUUAGAUAUUUUCCGACUUCUACAAGGACAGACAAAUUGGAAUAUCUAUACAUACGAAUUGAUCCAUUACCAAGGAAGCCAAUUAAGGAAGAUACAUUGAUUCCCAUCCUUGAUCUUCCAGAAUGGGCAAGGAAAGCUUUUGAAGGGACAAAUCGUCUAAAUGUUAUUCAAUCAUAAAUAUAUCCUAAAGCAUUUUUGACUGAAGAAAAUCUAUUAAUUAGUAUGUGCACCUACAGGAGCAGGUAAAACCAAUAUAGCAUUGUUGGCAAUUCUCCAUGAAUUAGCUAAGAGAGUAGAUCAAAAAGAAAAAAGAUUGAAAGAUUAAGAUUUUAAGAUCGUCUAUAUAUCUCCAAUGAAAGCAUUAGCUAGUGAGAUUGUUGAAAAAUUCUAAACCAAACUCAGGUAUUUGGGAGUAAAAGUGAAAGAGUUUACAGGAGAUAUGUAAUUAACGAAGAAAGAAUUAUAAGAGACUCAUAUUAUAUUGACAACACCAGAAAAAUGGGAUGUUAUUACUAGAAAAACCAAUUAAAUUAGCGAGCAAUUAAAACUAUUAAUUAUCGAUGAGGUUCAUUUACUUAAUGAUGAUAGAGGUCCGAUAUUGGAAUGUGUUGUUGCUCGUACACUCUAAUAAGUUUAAAGAGCGUAAAGUUAUAUCAGAUUAGUAGGUUUAUCUGCAACACUUCCAAAUUAUUGGGAUGUUGCUAUAUUUUUGGAAUGUCAUAAAGAAAGUGUGUUCUUUUUUGAUCAUACAUUCAGACCUGUACCAUUAUGUCAGAAAUUCAUAGGAUGUAAAGAACCUGUUUAAGCACCUGCUAAGGGAUAAAGAAGAAGAACCAAAAGAGAUAUCCAAAAUGAAUAAGCCUAUGAAUUGAUGAAAGAAGUGGUGAAGCAUAAUAAACAAGUGCUCAUUUUUGUGCAUUCUCGUAAAGAGACUGUUAAUUAUGCUAAAUGGAUAGUGGAAAGGGCCACUCGUUUAGGUGAUAAGUAUGUUAUUGGAACAACUAAAAUUAAUUGUACUAAGAUAAAUGAUAAGGAAUUAAAAAAAUUGUUGCCUUAUGGAUUGGCAUUCCAUCAUGCUGGUAUGUUAAGAGCAGAUCGUAAUUCAGUCGAAAGGUUUUUCUUAAGUGGAGAUGCAAGAGUAUUGAUAGCCACAGCCACUUUAGCUUGGGGUGUUAAUUUGCCUGCUUUUGCUGUUAUCAUUAAAGGGACGGAUAUAUUUGAUGUUACUCGAGCAGACAUAUAGAAUUUAUGUGUUUUGGACGUGUAAUAAAUGUUUGGUAGAGCUGGCAGACCUUAAUUUGAUGAUAAGGGGGAAGCAACUUUAAUAACUGACUUCGAUAAUGUUGGCCAUUAUAUGGGUAUGCUAAACAAUGCCAGUUAUAUUGAAAGCAAAUUAUUAACAUUCCUAAGAGAAGCAUUAAAUGCAGAAAUAGUUCUAGGGAAUAUUACUAAUUCUAAUGAAGCAUAUAAUUGGAUGUGUCACACUUUCUUAAGCAUUAGAUUAAGAAGAAAUCCUUUGUAUUAUGGUGUUGAAAGGGCAUUCAAUGAUUUGGAAUUAGAUUGUGAUGCUUUAGUGGAAGAAAAGAUUAAUGAGGCUUUAAAAUAGUUGGACACAUUAAAAUUGGUGAGGUUUGACUCUCGGAAUCAUCUAGUUACAUCGACAGACUUAGGUAGAAUUGCUUCUCAUUAUUAUAUCAAGUGUGAAACCAUGAAGACUUUGUGUGAUGAUAUGGGUUUGUCAUUUGAUUCAUAAGAGAAUUAAAAAUUCCAUUUCUAAACUUAAUACUAAUUGCUUAAGAUCAUGGCUAAGGCCAGAGAAUUUGAGAUGAUUCGAGUCAGGCCUGAAGAAACUAAAGAGUUAUAGAAGAUUUAUGAUGAAGCUUGGGUUUUUUAAGAUGAGCCUGACAUCAGAGGCGAAUCAAAUGAUAUUCCUGAAAGUGUUAUAGAAACUUAGGAGAAAGUUAUUGCACUUAUUAGUGCUUAUCUUUAUAACAUGAAUUUUGAAAAUUAUGCAUUAACGAUGGAUACUAAUAUUAUUAUUUAGAAUGCUAUAAGAUUAUUGAGAUGUAUGUUGGAUAUGGCAAUCAAGAAAAACCAAGCAUGUACGGCACUUGAAUUACUGAAACUGUGUAAGAUGAUUGAAAAUAGAAUGUGUCCCCAAUAGAACCCUCUCUUUUAAUUUAGUAAGGAUAACUUCUAAGGAUUUAAUACUCGAAAAAUAGUGAAAUCUAAAGAUGCUUACAUGCCUAGAGCCUGGCUAGAUGCUGUGGCUGAAUGCUAAUUAGAUGCCUACUAGAUGAAGUUGGAAGAUGAUGCUGCUUUGGCUAAUUUGCUAUAAAUACCUGAGAAUUUGAUAUCUUAAUUUAAAGCCUAUGUAAAUAUGAUACCUGAUUUUCAAAUUGAUUAUACAGUUAAACCAAUCUCUCAAACUAUCUUAUAAUUGAUUGUUUUCAUUACCCCAUAUUUUACAUUCAGUAGUAAAUGGCACUUAAAGAAUGAGCCAUUUUGGAUAUUUGUUGAUGACUCUGAAGAACUAUUGCAUUCUGAAGAAUUUUUAAUGGAUAUGGAUAACAUUAUUCAUCGAAAAACUAUGUAAGUAUCCUUUUAUGUACCAUUUAAUUCAAAAGGAAAGAAAUACCAUUUGACAAUUCAAAGUGAUAGAUGGAUAAUGUUGGAUGAUGAUUAAACUACAAUGUAGAUUGAUAUAUAAAAUGCUUUAAUGGAUAACGAUGAGAUGGAUUUUAUUGAGUUAUUAGAUUUACAACCUUUACCAAUUAGUGUAUUAAACAAUAGUGAAUUUGAACAAUUAUACUCGUAGUAUAAAUACUUUAAUCCUAUAUAAACUUAAGUGUUUUUUGGACUCUACAAUACAGAUGACAAUAUACUUAUUGGAGCACCUACAGGAUCAGGUAAAACAAUAAUGGCUGAGUUCGCAAUGUUACGAGUGUUCAAAUAAUCCCCUUAAUUUAAAGUUGUUUACAUAGCACCAUUGAAAGCCAUUGCAAAAGAGAGACUAAUCGACUGGACUAAGAGAUUAAAGAGUAUCAAUAAAAAUGUGCUUGAAUUAACAGGAGAUUACACCCCUGAUUUACAAGCACUUUUAAAGGCUCAUGUGUUAAUAACAACUCCAGAGAAAUGGGAUGGCAUUAGUAGAAGUUGGAAUAAUAGAGAAUAUGUGAAACAGACAUGUCUAUUAAUUUUUGAUGAAAUCCAUCUUCUUGGAUAAGAGAGGGGUUAGGUCUUAGAAGUAAUAGUAAGUAGAAUGAAUUCAUUAAAUUAUGAUACAAAUAAGAAGACUAGAAUGAUUGGGUUGUCGACAGCUAUGGCAAAUGGAUUAGAUAUGAGUAAUUGGUUUGGAGUCAAGAAAGGAAGAUUUUAUAAUUUUAAACUAUCUUGCCGACCUGUACCUGUCACCAUUCACUUUAAUGGAUUUCCAGAAAGAGCCUAUUGUCCAAGAAUGGCCACUAUGAAUAAACCAGCUUAUCAGGAUAUUAAAAGAUUUAGUGAUGGUAAACCAACCAUCAUUUUUGUAUCUUCUCGUAGACAAACUCGAUUAACAGCUUUGGAUAUUAUAGCAUUGGCAAUGCAAGAAGGAAAUCAAAAACAAUAUAUAUAAACAACUGAGUAAGAAUUAGCUUAAGUGUGUAAUAAGGUUGAUGAUGCAUAACUAAAACAAGUCUUGGAAUAUGGAAUUGGAAUCCAUCAUUCUGGACUUGAUAAAAAUGAUAGAAACAUAGUCGAAAAUCUAUUUAUUUAAGGAAAGAUUCAAUUGCUUAUAGCUACAUCUACUUUGGCUUGGGGAGUAAACUUCCCUGCUAGAUUAGUUAUAGUUAAAGGUACUGAGUAUUUUGAUCCAAAAUUAAAGAAAUAUGUAGAUUUUCCAGUUACUGAUCUAUUAUAAAUGAUAGGAAGAGCUGGUAGACCUCAAUAUGAUACUUUUGCUACUGCUUGUGUCUAUGUAGAAUAAAGCAAGAAGAAUUUCUAUCGUAAAUAUCUAAACUCUCCUUUCCCAAUUGAAUCAAGUUUACUCUAAGGCAUUUCAGAUCAUAUUAAUGCUGAAAUCUCUUCUGGAAUGGUUAAAAAUAAAUAAACAUUUAUAGAUUGGAUUACUUGGACAUAUUUCUUCAGAAGGUUAAUCAAAAAUCCCACUUUCUAUGAUUGUUCUAGCACAAAUACUCAAGAGAUAUAGUAAUAUUUAAAUAAACUAAUUGCUAAUACUAUCAGUGAAUUGGUUUCAUCAAAAUGUAUUACUUAAGAUGAUGGAUAAUAUGUAUCAACAUUCUUGGGCAAUCUUGCUGCAUUUUAUUAUCUUAAACACACUACUUUAAAGCAUUUUGAUGAUAGAAUUUAAUAACAGAGCAAUUUCGAAGAUUUAUUAAAAACUUUAGCUUAUUCUAGUGAAUUUGACGAAGUACCUGUUAGACAUAAUGAAGAACAUUUAAAUGAAGCAUUAUCAAAAUUAUGUAAGUUGAAAUAUGACAAACACAAAAUGAACCAUCCAAAUGAAAAAGCCUACUUAUUGCUUUAAGCUCACAUUUUCAGAUUAAAAUGUCCUAUUAAAGAUUUUGAGACAGAUCAAAAACUUAUUUUAGACUAAUGUAUCAGAAUCAUAAGCUGUAUGAUUGAGGUAUCUGCAAAUAAAGGAUAUCUUUAAACUACUCUUAAUAUUAUAUAUAUGUUAUAAACGAUUGUUUAAGGUUUUGUCAAAAAUGAAGAGUAAGUUCUAAUGAAUUUACCUCAUUUGCACAAACUGAAACCAGAGUAAUGCAUGUAGAGAGUUAGGAAUAUGAAAGACUUAUUGUAGUUUUAUAAUGUAAUUAUAUAAUUGUAAAUUUUAGCUUAGGGAAUUCGAUAUUUUCCUAUAAAAUAAUGUUCAUCAUAAAGAAGGUAUUGCUGAAAUUAUGAAAGCUAUAAAUGCAUUACCUGAUAUUUAAUUAGCUUACACUAAAACUGAAAACUAACUAAAAGUCAAUCUCAAAAAUUAGAGCAACCCUGACAACAAGGUUUAUAUUUAGAAGCUAAAUAAACAAAGAGAAGCUUCCUGGUGGUUAAUCCUUGGAGAAGAUGAUCGAGUUGUUUAAAUUAAAAAAGUAUACUUGAAGAGCACUGCCAGUAAAGAUCUUGAUAUUGAGGAUUGGACUAGAAAUUACAAAUUGUACUUGAUGUCAGAUUCUUAUUUGGGAUUGGAUUAGAUUAUUGAUAUUAAAUGA